AUGGCGGUCGUUGCGGGGAUACUGGGGCAUGAUCCAAAGACAAAGCCGUUUCUCGGCGGAUGGAAGAACACCGUUACCGGCUUGAUCUAUCAUAAUGCUUGCACGCAGACACCCAGCGGCAGGAUGACGAGAAGCAGGAUCACGCAAACCGUUGCGGUGGUGGACGCGGCCACCGAUGUCGCUCACGACCAGGCGGUGCAAGUGCAGUUUUUGCCGGAUCCGCGCGACAAAAUUAUCGCGCCCGGAGUUUCUUCCCCCUUCGAGACGCCGGCUGAAGAAGUCGAGUCGUUAUCUUGUCUAGAUAACAGCAAGAUUCUCGAUAGCAUCGUUAAAAUACAGAAAUGUUACAGGGCUUAUCGAGCCAGAGCAGCGGCCAGAGCAAACGCACUUCAAGUGGCUAACGUUUCCCAACAUGAUGAGGUGGACGUGAUCGAGCACGCCGGACAUUCUCAGGCGCUGCUGUCCACCUACAGCCGCACGGAUUUCGUGAUACUGAAUCGCUGUCCGCCACGUACGAGCUCGGACUUCGAGUCGCUCUACAAUCUCCUCGACCGCUGGCGAAUCCUCGAGACCGAGCGAGCGAGUCGCACACUCCUCGGGCCCUCGAGGGUCGCCGCCUGCGGUUUGAUUCUGUCGAAGGAGGUCGAAUUGCUGCGCUCCAUAGACUCCAUGAGGACCGUCCUGCGGCUCAAAUGUCGCGAAAGAAAGCGAUGCCGACUACUGGACGAAUUAUCCAGACCGGUCGUCUGGCAGGACAGUCAGGGCCGGCCGAUCCUCGUCGACACUCUGCGCGUGCAACGGGCUCGCCAGCACAGAGAUGUCUACGCUUCGCUGGCUAACGAAAAUCUGUCCGUUUUAGAACGGGUCGAUUUACUGCGCGGCUUGAAACGUAUCGCCAGUAUGCACACGUGCAGCCAGUCGCACGAGCUCGUUUAUCUGGUCGAUCAAGAGCUGGAUCUCUUGAUGUGCCGCGUGGACACGAGCAGACUCAACUGGCUUAGGAAUCGACUGAAGCUAAGCUUCCUUAAGCUGGCGCGCAACGCUCUACAAGGCGAUCUCGAAGAGAACGUGCAUCGAUUCGACUGGUCGGACGCCAGCAUCACGCGACUCUGCAGAACCUGCGGCAGGUUCCUGCCUUUGGAGAAAUUUCCCCGUGAACGGCGUCUGCGGUCCUCUUCCUGCGUCUACUGCAUGUCUAUGCGAACUCGAAGAGGUCCUUGUGCGGUAUAUGAACCUUACGAGAGAAUGCUGCGGGAAAUUAGACGCUUUGAAGCCAAAAUGGGUUGUUACGGCAGUUUAGCCUUCGUGGUCGGGGCCAAGGUCGUCUGCCGUUUGGUAAACGAAGUCUGGCACGGCAGAUCUGGCAUCUCCGAGUGCGACGACCUCGACGGGCUGCGGCUGACUCGCUUCCGACGCGAGCACGAAUGGGCGCCUUGGAAUUCCUUACUGCUGACAAAAACCGAGGCCGCGGUUCAUCACAACAUCACCGACAUCGAGAGCUUUUACGACUCGAAACUCCUGCAAAAGUUCUGCACGAAGAAUCUCCAGGCGAAAAUAUAUUUUCAGCCGAUUUCUGAAGAGCGGAGAAACAUCGUGACCCCGUCUUCGAUGGAGGAUUAA
Molecule: messenger RNA, 1620 nt
Organism: Linepithema humile (Argentine ant)
Lineage: Eukaryota; Metazoa; Arthropoda; Insecta; Hymenoptera; Formicidae
Product: IQ motif and ubiquitin-like domain-containing protein
Biological process (GO): cilium assembly
Cellular component (GO): motile cilium; acrosomal vesicle
Molecular function (GO): protein binding
Source: RefSeq, a predicted model, not a curated record